Hyla sarda is the source of this 4299-nucleotide messenger RNA. RefSeq names its product scavenger receptor class F member 2 (gene SCARF2). The coding region runs from base 387 to 3422 and encodes 1011 amino acids. The transcript has 11 exons. Gene Ontology annotation, molecular function: scavenger receptor activity. Lineage: Eukaryota; Metazoa; Chordata; Amphibia; Anura; Hylidae. The record is from RefSeq and is a predicted model, not a curated record.
GAAAGUCUGGGACUUUACCACAACUCCGGACUGAGGAGAAAACUUCGGAGUAGCAGUGAUGCCCAUAGCGCUGGAGGUUGGGUGGGACAUGUCCACUAUGCCCCACCUCCUAGAGGAUCAGGGUAGCAAAUCUGGAAUUUCCUUCUGCCACUCCUGCCGUGGAAAUCACUUCAAGCUGCCUGGCAGUCAGAGGGACUGAGCUCCAUUUCCGCUGUGUGUGAGCAGAGCACAAUAACAAGAGGUCCCCUCAUCCCUGCGAGCACAGGGCAUCUAGGAGCCUGCAGCUGCACACCUCUUGGAUUGGAUUCUUGCUAACAAGUUUGGACCCCCCCCCCCCCUAUGCCCCUUGCUGAGAUGCCCAUGUACUCCCCCCCUGCCAGCUGUCUAUGGGGGACUCUGAAACUUUUGCAGUGAGCAGGGUGUCUGGGAUUGAGCAAUCGGCUUCUCUGGGUCGGAUGGGGAUGAGGAGAGGAGGAAAGUUCACUGGGAUGGAGGGAACAUGGACCCACAUGCUCGGGAACCUCAAGGGGACACCAGGGUCUCACUUCUUCUUUGUGGUGAUUUUAAUUCUUUGCUGUGUGAACUGUGGAAGUGGCCAAGAACUCAGUCCUAGAGGAAGGAAUGUCUGCAAAUCUCCAGGUGGUUCAAGUUUUGUCUGCUGCACGGGAUGGAGACAGCUUGGAGAAGAGUGUCCAAUUGCAAUAUGCGAAGGCAACUUUACCUGUAAAGAAAAUGAGGUCUGUGUCCGGCCAAAUGAAUGUCGCUGUCGUCACGGCUAUUUUGGUGCCAAUUGUGAAACAAAGUGCCCAAGACAAUUCUGGGGUCCAGACUGUAAAGAAAAAUGUGCCUGCCAUCCUCAUGGGCAAUGUGAUGACGUAGGUGGUCAAUGUACAUGCAAUCCAAACCGAUGGGGACCCAACUGUGAGAAUGCUUGUCUCUGUAAACAUGGCAAGUGUGACCAAGAGACUGGCAAAUGUACUUGUGAACCAAACUGGUGGGGACCUCAGUGCGCAACUGCCUGUUACUGCAGUUCCAACUCACAAUGUGACCAGGCCACAGGAAGAUGCAUUUGCCAGCCAGGAUGGUGGGCACGGAGCUGUAACAACCAGUGUACAUGCAACAACUCACCUUGUGAACAACUGACUGGACGCUGUUUGUGCAGAGAACGCCUAUGGGGCACACGAUGUGAGCGAGUAUGCCAGUGUUUCAAGGGGAAGUGCAAUCAAGUGGAUGGAACUUGCACCUGUGAGCCAGGCUAUAGGGGCAAAUAUUGCCGUGAACCAUGUCCAGCUGGACUGUAUGGACAGGGCUGUAGGAGGCGGUGUGGUCAGUGUAAAGAACAGCAGCCUUGUACCAUUGCUGAUGGCAGGUGCAUUGCAUGUGAACCAGGCUGGAAUGGGACAAAGUGUGAUCAGGUUUGCUCCCAUGGUUACUAUGGCGACGAAUGCUCCAAAAUAUGUCCUCCUUGCAAAGAUGGACACACCUGCAACCAUCUCAAUGGGAAGUGUACACACUGCAAUCCUGGCUGGAUAGGUGAUCGGUGUGAAACAAAAUGCAGCAAUGGCACAUAUGGAGAGGGCUGUGCUUUUGUCUGCACUGACUGUUAUAACGGAGAGUGCCAUUUUGAGACUGGAAAGUGUCUUUGCGCUGCAGGCUUUUAUGGACCAUACUGCAACCUAACAUGUCUGGCUGGCCAGUUUGGAGUUAAUUGUGACCAAUCUUGUGAUUGCCAUGAUGAUAAGUGUGAUUCUGUCACCGGAGCCUGCCAUAUGGAAGCCAAUCAGCGAAUGGGAGUAAUAGGAGCCGGGGUACUUGUUAUAGUUCUGCUUAUUCUCCUUCUAUCAUUGUUAUGUUGUUGUUGUGUCUGCCGAAAAAAAGAAGCUGCAGCCGACGGAAACCGGGAGCAGGUAACAAACAAGAAACUUCCUCGACGCUUCUGUGGGCGUUUUAGCCGAAUCAGCAUGAAGCUACCUCGAAUUCCCUUACGCAGACAGAAACUGCCAAAAGUUGUGGUGGCUCACCAUGACAUGGAGAACACAUUUAACUGCAGCUUCAUUGAACCACCAUCUGUUGUUGAACAGCCAUCUCCAUCAUGGUCAUCGCGUGGUUCUUUUUCAUCCUUUGAUACCACUGAUGAUGGACCUGUUUACUGUGUGCCUCAUGAGGAAUCAAUGACAGAUUGCAAAGAAAAGGGAAAUGUCAAUGUCCUGGAAAAAAUGACUCCUCCUGUUAAUGAAGAGGAAGCUGGGGAAUAUACUUACCUGAAAGAUUCCGGGUCUCCAAAAUCAUCUCAGGUUGAUAACAGUGAAACUCCAUUACUGAAAUCAUCUGAUAGCGAAAGAUCAUCUUGUGGUUCAGGAUCAACCGGUGGUGCAUUGUACGCUAAAGUCGCAAGGUUAUCUAAACAAUCUAAAGAUGAAGAUGAUGCCUCCAUGGAUAAUAGAAGUGCAACAAUAGGUGCAAAACCCCCUUCUCCAGAAAGAACAAAACCACCUCCACCUGAUCCUUCUACGAAGCCUAAGGUUUCAUGGAUACAUGGAAAGUAUAACGCAAACCAGUCUAAUUCACUACCAGUGUUUAAUAAAUCUCCAGAUAAGACAUCCACUAGUCCUGAACAAUUGGAACAAAAUUCAACCAAUAAGGAGCAUCAUAGAAAGAGAACCCCCAGUGAUACUUGCUCUGCUGGUCAAGGCAAAAAUGAAGAAAAAGUCAUCAUGAGGAAUAAGGACAAGGGACAAAAGCACUUGAAGGAUGUGAGCACAGCAGAAGGCAAACCUGAAGAAUCUGUGUCACCAUCCAAGUCAAAGCACAGAAACAAAAGCCAUGACCACAUAGAAGGCAUUAAUGGGACAGUUCAAAAUGCUCUAAAAAGAAUAGGAAACCUGCAUAUUGACAAAAAGAGCAUUGAUAAUAAAGAUGCUCCAAAGAGUCCAGAUCACUGCAAGUCUCUGGCUGAGGUACUUCAUCCUCAUUAUUCCUCAGAAGCAGCUUGCUUGCUGGCUGCCCAGUUAAAAGAAAAAACUCAAAGCCUCAACAGAAUAGAGGGAAGCAACAAUCUAAAUGGUAUGGGCCCUCUAAAAUCACAAAAAGAGAAGCCUACUCCUCCACAGAAAGCUAAGCGAUCCGCUGCAGCCAUCAAUCAGAAGUCCAGCAAAGCAAUUCUGCCUACAACCACCAAUCUGCAAAAAAUGAUCAGUCCAGUUACGGAGUCUGUAUCAUCUGCAGGAAAUCUGCUUGAAAAACAAAACUCUAAUAGUAGUCAAGAGCAGCCUGCAGCCAUAAAGCAAGAAACAGGCGAACCAACAGUAAAGAAAACACCUAUUAAGAAGCCUCCUAGGAAGAAAAGUAAAGAUGCUACCUUGGACACUGAUGGAAAAGCACAACCAAAGAUGGCCAUAAUGCCACCACAGUCAGUAAAAUAAUGAUUGCAGAGUUGUACACAUUGUUAUCACUCCAAAAGGGGCAUUACAAGGAAUAAACUUGACUUCUGCAAUACACUUCGACGUAUUUUGCUGUAGCCACAUUUUGAGCCAAACAAAACUGAGACAGUGCCUUUGUGAUGAGGACACAUACUAAUGGGAACAAGGUUGUCAAAUUCAGUUGGUCAGAGAUCAAGGAGACACAUCGGUGGUCAUAUAUAUAUUUUUUUUUUAACAAAAUCUACCAUAUAAGUGCCUCUAUAUGUGGAUUGUAUUGCCAGUUCAGACCUGUUGCAAAAGAGCCAUGCUUAUUAGGAAUUGAUAGUUUUGUAAGAACACUUAGCAUGUAUCUCCACAUGGAGAAUGUGGUUUAAAUAAACCAACGCCUAUGAUACCUUCAUAGUAUUGGUUUGUCAAAUGAGACUAUUGAGCAACUAUUCUAAUACAGUUCCUAUUGCCGAAUGCCUACUGCCAAACGUUGCCUUUAUUAUUUAGUCGCCUUAUCAUACUUUGUUUGAAGCAACUAAGUUAUUUAAAGAAAUGCAUAUUUUUGUAUUAUAUUGAAAAAUGAAGAUUAUGAAAAAUCUUUUUGCAAGAGGGAGCAUAAAACGCUAACCGUCAAUGAAAUGCCAAGGCUCAGCAUAGCUGUUGACACUCAACCUUAGCAUCUGUCUUGUAAAGUGCAUAAGCAGUGCUUAUUUUAAUAUAAAAUACCUUACGAAUAUGUUAUACUUAUGCAGUAAUGGAUAAGCUAGCUUUUUUAUAAUUUUAUUUUUUGCUUGGUUAUUUUAAACCAGGAUCAGUAUUUCCGUGGUUAGAAAUGCCUGGCUUAAAAUGCAUCAGCAUGCAGUAUAUUUGGGCAUAAUUGCUGCUUAUGGAU